Messenger RNA from Phasianus colchicus (ring-necked pheasant), 4433 nucleotides. RefSeq names its product neurotrypsin-like. NCBI's taxonomy places the organism in Eukaryota, Metazoa, Chordata, Aves, Galliformes, Phasianidae. Gene Ontology annotation, biological process: proteolysis. Gene Ontology annotation, molecular function: serine-type endopeptidase activity. Gene Ontology annotation, cellular component: membrane. The record is from RefSeq and is a predicted model, not a curated record.
AGCUGGGAUGAGUAAGAAUAUUCUAUUUACACCUGAAUUUGGGAACACGCUUCUGUAUGUAACAUUUCCAAUCCAAAAGAUGCCCUCUGAGGGCAGCUUUGCUUAUUCUUUAUUUCUGAAAGAGGUGAGUUAAGUUGGGAGUAAGGAACUGAAUGAAUUCUACAUUCUUUUAUAUUUAUGAGUUUUCUUUGUAUUAAAAUUUACAAUAUUAAAUAUAGCUUUGCAGCUCUUAAGCUAGGAGCUGUGCUGUGCUAAAUGUAUCAUUCUAGAGUCUGUGAAGGACUUAUUGUGUAAAAGAUUGCAAGAGAAUAACAACUUUGUUAUAUUUUUACUUUUGAAAUUCUUCUCAGUUCUCAUGAAUGUAGACAGCUUAUUCUUGGAUCUUAACUACUUCAUAGACAGCUUCCUGAAUUCAGUUAUUGUUUUUCCUGACAAUUUUAAGGAGUGUGUUUGUUUGGAGGUGGAACGGAGGACAGAGAAUGUUUUUUCAGAUAUACUCAAGUUUUACAAUAUUUCUUUUAGAAGUACUCUAGCAGCACUUUUGGUUGUGAAUCCUAUGCUGUAACCAGAAAGGCCUCCCAGUACUGAUUGUCCUUGGCAAUUUCACUUGCUGCAGUUUCCUCAUCUCACAUUAAGCUUAUGUCAUGUUCCACGAUGUGAUGUAUACUGGGGGGUCAUUCCAUUAAUAGUUCAUAUAUACAUGGUAACGUCCUUUGUGAGUUCAGGGCUUGUACCACUUCACGGUGCUGUUGUUGGGGCAGAAAAGAAGGCUGGGUUCUGUUGCUCCUGGUGUUGAGCCCACUGUAUAAGAACAUUGCUGCAGAGAUCUGUAUGUGAUUGCACGAUGGAGAAAGAAUUACACAAAGCGGACUAGAUGUUCUAUUCUCCUAAGCAGGAUUUACAGGAUUUAAGCAAAUCUGCUGGAAUUCCUUGAUCUUAUUCAUGCACCUUAUAGCUUGAGUGUUUUACCAGUACUGUGUGUGAUUGCUGUUAACUACCUUUCUUCUUAGGCUUUCACUGAAGAUCUUUUAUGGAGGAAGCACUGAUUUUUCUACAUUUUCCUGAACUUCAGACCUCAAUGUAUCUACUUAAGGAAAUGAAAGGGGCAUCCCUCUCCCUCAAAGCGGCAAGCACCCAGCUCUCCGGGAAACUGAGCUGGAGAGUGAGAAGAGGAGGCAGCAGCUGAGCCCAGCAGCAGGAUGAGACUGUGAAGCUUGAAGCUGCUGCCCACUUUGUCCAGGAAGGAUGAAGAUCCCCAGAGUACUUAGGCUGUUGGUAGAGCUCUCGAGUCUGUUGCCAUGUCUCAGAUGCAGGGAGGCUCUCCUGGGAUCCCAGCCCAGCCAAAACCAUUUGCAGAGUGCAGCAUCCAGUGGGUGUGGCAUUGGACCUCUUGGGUACUACAAUGGCUCGUUGGCUGUCACUGAGGCUGGGGCAGAGUGCCUGAACUGGGCAGAGUUCCCUGAUUAUGUCCAGCAGUACCCAGACCGUGGCUUAGGGAACCACAACCACUGCAGAAACCCAGAUGGGGGAACUACACCCUGGUGCUUCUUCCGGCUUCCAUCAGGGGCCAUCAGCUGGGCUAACUGUGACUGUAACCAAGGUGCUGUGCGGUUGGCUGAAGAUAGCAGUGUGGAGCUGUACUUUGGUGGACUCUGGGGUACCAUCUGUGCUGACCUCUGGACUGACUGGGAUGCCAGUGUUGUCUGCAGGCAGCUAGGUCUCAGUGAGAUUGGCACAGCUGGAAAGAAGAAUCGUCCUGGACUGUGGCCUAUUCCCCUGCACCUGCAGUCAGCAAACUGCCAUGGGGAUGAGAAAACCCUCUUGCAGUGUGGCUAUCAGGAAGCUGUGUCAGGAACUUGUAACCAGGGAAGCGCCAUGGUAACAUGUGUCCCUCCAGAAGGUGUAGGUGCUCCAUUGCGUUUAGUUGGGGGAAAGGAGAGCUUUGAAGGACGGGUGGAGGUUUACCACGAUGGCAAGUGGGGUACCAUCUGUGAUGACCAAUGGGAUGACCGUGAUGCUGAAGUAGUUUGUAGGCAGCUGGGACUCAGUGGGAACCCGAAAGCCUUGUCAUGGGCUCACUAUGGUCAGGGAUCUGGCCCCAUCCUGCUAGAUGAAGUGGAGUGUUCAGGCAAUGAACUGUCACUUGACCAAUGCAAGAAGAGUGAUUGGGGACAACAAAACUGUGACCAUAUUGAAGAUGCUGGUGUCUCCUGUGACCCUUUCACAGAGGGCACUGUAAGGCUGACUGGUGGUCGCAGCCCCAGCGAAGGCAGGGUAGAAGUUUAUUACAAUGGAGACUGGGGCACAGUAUGUGAUGAUGGCUGGACAGAUCUCAGUGCCCAGGUGGUCUGCAGGCAGCUGGGCUUCAGUGGGCCUGCUACCCUGGCCUCUGAAGCGGACUAUGCUGCUGGCCAAGGCUUUAUCUUGCUGGAUGAUGUGGCUUGUGUGGGCACAGAACUCUCCCUCCUGGACUGUCCUCAUAGCAACUGGGGGCAGCAUGACUGCUCACAUGCUGAGGAUGUGGGAGUCCACUGUUCCCCUGAGAGCAACACAGUCACUGGCAGCCUGGGACCUCCUGUGCGGCUGGUGGAUGGAGAAAGCACCAAGGAGGGACGGGUUGAAGUAUUCCUGAAUGGACAGUGGGGCAGCAUCUGUGAUGAUGGCUGGACAGAUAGAGAUGCUACAGUAGUUUGCAGGCAACUGGGGUUCAGUGGUGCAGCAAAAGCCAGGGCAAUGGCUUAUUUUGGUGAAGGCCAAGGGCCCAUCCAUCUGGAUAGUAUAGAGUGUAGAGGCACAGAGCACGCCCUGGGGCAAUGUGUCAGGCCUGAUACUGGGAUUCACAGUUGCUGGCACAGUGAAGAUGCUGGUGUGAUUUGUGACUAUGUGGAAGAGAAGGUUCAAGAUAUCAGGAGAACAGGUCCAGAGUCCAGUGUGUGUGGCAUGCGCCUGCUUCACCGUCGCAAGAAAAGGAUCAUAGGUGGAAACAAGUCUCUCAGAGGUGGUUGGCCAUGGCAGGCCUCACUAAGGUUGAAGGGUUUCCAGAGAGAUACCCGUCUGCUCUGUGGGGCAACACUGAUCAGCAGUUGUUGGGUAGUGACUGCAGCCCACUGCUUCAAAAGGUUUGGAGUUGAUGUGCGCCGCUACCUGCUGCGGGUAGGUGACUACCACACAGGUGUGAAGGAUGAGUUUGAGAGAGAGCUGCCUGUGGAGCGGAUUGUCCUCCACAGGAACUACUGGGCUGGCAGCAAUGAUAAUGACAUUGCCCUGGUCCGAAUGCGAGGCAGAGAGGGGCACUGUCUCUCCUUCAAUAGCCACGUUCUGCCUAUCUGCCUUCCUGAUAAGAAAGAGAAGUCUGACAUAAACAGGCAAGCCUGCAUCAUCUCUGGCUGGGGAGACACAGGAAAGUCUUAUUCAAGAACACUACUGCAGGGGGUGGUGCCUCUUCUGCCAAGGGAAGACUGUGAGGUCCGUUAUGGGCAGAAGUUCACGAACCGCAUGAUUUGUGCUGGGAACCUCUCUGAAGACAAACGAGUGGACAGCUGCCAGGGUGACAGUGGAGGGCCACUCAUGUGUCAGAAGUCAAAUGGACGCUGGAUCAUUUUGGGAAUCACUUCCUGGGGUUAUGGUUGUGGUCGGAAGGAUUCCCCUGGUGUGUACACAAAGGUCAGCAGAUAUGUAUCCUGGAUCAAGAAAGUGACCAAGCUAAAAUAAAAAUGUCUGAGCCCCAGGAACUUCAACGUAUUGUCCUUCUCCCUGCAACAGCUGAAGGCUGUGGCUUCUGGCCUGUGACUGGUGGAAAUGUAUGUUGUCAUUUGGACACUGAGAACAUAAUUUAACAUAGAACUGGGAGAAAAACAGCUAUGGUUGAUGUUUUGGUCUCACUUUAGUUCUUCAUCUCUGAGCAGACAAAGCAAGUGCACACUGGUAGGACAAAUUAGCCUGUGUUGCUCUGACUGUUUGAGUCCUGUAAUGCGAUCAAUGCUUAUUCCUUUGGCCCAACACACAGAAAUGGUAGAAAUGAAGAUAUGCCUGUCUCUGUAAAUCUGUUCACCAGUUUUUGUAUGUUCACACACUUGAAAAACACUGCAAAGAGAGGUGAGAUACUUGGAAGUUGCUGCCAAGCUCUGGCAUACUUUUUCAUAACAUGUCUCUCUUCCAUUCCAGAAAUGAGAAGAUUUGACCUGAGCUGAGGAGCAGGCUAACAAUUGGCCUUUUUCUUUCCCCUGUUAUGUCUCUAGGGGGAACCUUUUCUCUUCCAAAUAUUAGAUUCUAAAAAGUCUGUCCCUGCUAAGAGGUGCUUGUCCCUCCAGCUGUAACCCUUGUGCCACACAUUUCUGGUCAGAUGCUACGGUUUUAUUGCUGCUUUCUCAAAAUUGUGGUUCUUCUGUGGUUUGUUUUUUGUUUCUCCAUAAAGCAGCGUCUCCUGGAAUCAA